AUGACAGAUCGGCGACGGUGUGUUCAGUCAUCAAAUUCAGACAUGGCGUCGCAGCUCCAGGUGUUCUCCUCUCCCUCUGUGUCCUCCAGUGCCUACUCUCGUUCAAAGAGGCUCAAAGUGGAGAACCCUACAUGGGAUGUGUCCAACCAGCUAGGAGAUAAUGGUUACUACCAGCAGAGCCCCACCCAGGGAACUGCACCCUCCACUUCUGGCUCCAACUUCAACCCAGUGUACAACUCCAACCAGGUGCAACCGCCGACAGCCGGCUCCCGGGAGCAGACAGUGGUGCGGGCAGCAGACAGCACAGGUAGCCUUCGUGGACCUCCCUCCUCCUCUUCGUCCUCCUCUUCCAGCCGUCGUGUGAAGGAUGCCGAGUCCUCCUCCCAGCCGUGCGACCUGUAUCACAAGCAGUACAGCUUGAAGCGGAAGAGCGAGGAGGUGGACAGCAGCGACAGCGUCCAGAUACUGGAGGAGCUCUCAGCGCCUGUGGUCUCAAACCGCACUGGUGGUGGAGGGGGAACCACCACAGCUCAGUCCAUAGCACAUUCCACUUCUACCACAAAGAGCAGCAACUCCCACAGCGAGGGCGACUACCAGCUGGUCCAGCAUGAGAUUCUGUGCUCGAUGUCCAACAGCUACGAGGUUCUCGAGUUCCUGGGACGCGGCACCUUUGGCCAGGUGGCAAAAUGCUGGAAGCGGGGCACAAACGAGAUUGUGGCAAUUAAAAUCUUGAAGAACCAUCCUUCUUAUGCUCGGCAAGGUCAAAUUGAAGUGAGCAUCCUUAGCAGGCUGAGCACAGAGAACGCCGAUGAGUUCAACUUUGUCCGCUCAUACGAGUGUUUCCAGCACAAGAACCACACGUGCCUUGUGUUUGAGAUGCUGGAGCAGAACCUUUACGACUUCCUGAAGCACAGCAAGUUCAGCCCGCUGCUGCUCAAGUGUAUACGACCUAUUCUGCAGCAGGUCGCCACAGCACUGAUGAAGCUGAAAAGCCUGGGACUGAUCCACGCCGACCUGAAGCCUGAAAACAUCAUGUUAGUAGAUCCUCUGAGGCAGCCGUACCGAGUGAAAGUCAUUGAUUUCGGCUCUGCCAGCCACGUGUCCAAAGCAGUUUGCUCCACCUAUCUGCAGUCACGGUACUACAGAGCUCCGGAGAUCAUUCUGGGACUUCCUUUCUGUGAAGCGAUCGACAUGUGGUCUUUGGGAUGUGUCAUUGCUGAGCUGUUCUUGGGAUGGCCCCUUUAUCCUGGUGCCUCAGAGUAUGACCAGAUUCGUUACAUUUCACAGACCCAGGGACUUCCAGCAGAGUACCUGCUGAGUGCAGGAACCAAGACCAGCCGUUUUUUCAACAGAGGCCCUGACUCGAGCUACCCCCUCUGGAGACUCAAAACACCUGCAGAGCAUGAGGCGGAGAUGGGCAUCAAGUCAAAGGAGGCAAGAAAAUACAUCUUCAACUGUCUAGAUGAUAUGAUGCAGGUGAACAUGACGAAUCUGGAGGGGACUGACAUCUUGGCAGAGAAGGCAGACAGGCGGGAGUUCAUAGACCUGCUAAAGAAGAUGUUGACACUAGAUGCGGACAAAAGGAUCACGCCCAUGAAGACACUGAACCACCCCUUUGUUACCAUGACUCACCUGCUGCACUUCCCUCACAGCUCACAUGUGAAGUCCUGCUUCCAAAAUAUGGAUAUAUGCAAACGCAGAUGCAGCGCCUUUGAGAACGGAAAAAAUAUGUUUGCUAGCAACAAUACCCCAAGUGCAGCCACCAACCUCACUGUCACCUUCAGUAGCCAACUAAACCAGCACAAUCAGAUGGCCUCUGCAGGAGGCCAGUCCCUGUCCCUAAGCAGUAAUGUCCCAUUGCUGAACUACCAGCCUGGCCUCUACCAGCAGGCCACCAUAAACAUCCCUGGCUUAACCCAGCAGGGUGUACCCCUGCAGACCAGACCCACCCAGCUCUGCACCCAGACUGAGCCCUUCCAGCAAACACUCAUAGUUUGCCCCCCCACCAUCCAGGGUCUUCAAACAUCCAAUAAGACCUCUGGUUAUCCAGUGAGAAUGGACAACUCAGUACCCUUAGUUCCUCAGAACCAGUCAUCCCAGUCCCUUCACAUCCAGCCCAGCAUGCUGGCACAGCAAGGUUGGCCAGCAGGCACACAGCAGAUCCUCAUCCCUUCCACGUGGCAGCAGAUGCCAGGCAUGGCCAUCCACAACCCUGGGCAGGCUGUAGUGCCCGACUCACCCGUGGGAGCCUCUGUCUCCGACAGUCAAGCCUCUGGCUGGAGGGGUCGUCAUGGAAGCCAGUAUGAUGGCGUCAGCCAGCAGGACUCUGGUGUUGGCCGUCACGCUGCCUCCCAAAGCCACAACUCGGGGGCAGCACAGUCAAGAGCCCAACAGGGCAAGAGGUCAAAGGCUCGACAUGCUGAGAGCAGAGCCAGGCCUGUAUCGUCAGUGCUGUCUGCCACCACUGUGGUCCAAAACACUCCAGCUUUUGCUGGUGACCAGUCUCAACCCAUCAUCAUCUCUGACACACCUAGUCCUGCUGUCAGCAUCAUCACCAUCCACAGCGACUCUGAAGAUGAGGAUGACAGGAAGUUCCCUGCAUCCUGCUCUGGAACUAGCCAAAGGACCAACGUGAUCAGCUGUGUGACGGUACAUGACUCCCAUGACUCUGACUCCUCCACCAGCAGCCCCCUGAGCCCCAAGACCACAUCACAGCCCACCAAGUCUCUGGCCAUCAUAAUGCCCUCUGUGAAGAGCCAGCCAGGGGAGAGCACAACCCAUAAGGCUCCAGCAGCUUCAGAUCAAGCUACAAGUGGCUCUGGAAAGUCAAAGAAGAGUUCAACUCAGCAGUCCAGUCGCCCAGGAGAUCCCAACACUGAUCGCAAUCAACGGGCUGCAUCUAGCAGAUCUCAGCCUCUUAACCUGAGUCAGGUACAGCAGUCUGUGCUGUCAUCAUCCCAGGACCAAACAGGAAGUAGUAGUUCCCUGAGGCGGCAGCCCACAUACCCACCUCCCGUCACCUCUCACUCAUCCUACAAUGCCAUCUUCAGCUCAACCCCAAACCUGUACGCUUACCCGGCAUCUGCUGCCCUGGCCUCUGUGUCCCAAGCUGUCGACCAGAUGCAAGGUGGCUCGUCCCGCCACAGCAGGGCGAGCGGCACUUACUCUUCCCUGGCACUGCUCCAGAAGAACGGCAGCCUGGCACUGGGAGGGCCUGCUCCGGGACAAUAUGGCAACCACCCCCAACAACAGCAGCAGCAGCAGCAGCUGGGAGGGCAGCCUUUCCACCACUCCAGUGCUACCUACCAGCGAAAACUCAACCAGUAUCCCUACCUGUAAAGACCGAUGGCUGAUUGAGACUGUAGCUCUGCAUGAAGCCCAAAUGGAGACCGAAACUAGAGGGGAGCACAAGCUCAUCACAGGUGGCUGUGAUUACAUUCGUUUUCAACUCAACUUUUAACUUUCCUUUACUGUCCAAUCCAUAUUUCAUAAUAAUCAGAGAAACAGAAUGUGUUUAUAUUUUAAUCAUGGUCCAUUUUUUUUUUUUUUUUAUAAAUUCCAACUUUGGGGGUGGUUGCAUUACAUAUGGUAUGUAAACGACAACAAACAGUGCAGUCUGUAAGUAUCUAAACAGUAACAUUUCUGUUGGCACUGUACUACACAUUGUAAAAUUAAAUAAUAAGUAUGAGGUUAAAGUGCCAACUUUCACCUUUAUUUUAGGGGGUUUACAUCCAUGUUAGUUCUGACUGAUCGAUCUUAUUUUCAUCAUUAUCAAGCGAUCAAUAAGAAAACUUUUUAUUUGGGGACGGAUUCCAAAAUCAGGUAUUAAAAUGGUCCCAAGGGCUAAAGACAGUAGUAUUUAUCCUCUUUCCUGCUCUGUGUGAGGGGUGAGCUCCUACACACAGAUUACUGUAAGUGCAAUAAAACCUUCACAAAGUUAAAAAAGCCAAUACUUCAUCAAUACUAGUAAUAGCUUAUAAUAUAUAAUAUAUAAUUAAUACUAAUAGCUGUUUUAAGUCAGCAGUCUGUCAUCCUCUGUCACUGGGUUUUACACGAGCACAGUGUGCUAGCUCAGCUUAUAUGGAAUUGUUACUAAAACUAAGACGAAAGCUGACUGUAGUCUGUUUAGCAGAGUUCUCCCUGUGCGUUAAAAUUUGAUAAAGUCUUGUAAACCUAACUGCUGGCUGAGACAAACCAGCCCCUCCUGACAGGAGGAGUCACAGUAGCAAAGGACAGGAGGAAGGACUGAUGUUUUUUUUUUUUUUUUUUCUUAACUUCACUCAGUAUUUUGAUGUCAGGAAUGUGAUUUAUUUUACGGACUAUAUAUAUAUAUAUA
Micropterus salmoides (largemouth bass) is the source of this 4336-nucleotide messenger RNA. RefSeq names its product homeodomain interacting protein kinase 1a (gene hipk1a). Bases 1 to 3339 code for a protein of 1112 amino acids. Lineage: Eukaryota; Metazoa; Chordata; Actinopteri; Centrarchiformes; Centrarchidae. Gene Ontology annotation, biological process: intrinsic apoptotic signaling pathway in response to DNA damage by p53 class mediator; peptidyl-serine phosphorylation; peptidyl-threonine phosphorylation. Gene Ontology annotation, cellular component: nucleus; cytoplasm; PML body. The transcript is spliced from 16 exons. The record is from RefSeq and is a predicted model, not a curated record. Gene Ontology annotation, molecular function: protein serine/threonine kinase activity; protein tyrosine kinase activity; ATP binding.